Molecule: messenger RNA, 2610 nt
Organism: Adineta steineri
Lineage: Eukaryota; Metazoa; Rotifera; Eurotatoria; Adinetida; Adinetidae
Source: the annotation of a GenBank genome assembly
AUGGCAAGAUCAAUCGAUAAAACUAUUCAACGUAAUUUUAUUCCUCCGAUUAAAAAUAAUUUAUCUGAACAACUAAACGUUUUUCAAACUUCAUCAAAAGAUAUCUCAACAGCAAUGAACAAAUCCAAUUCAUUAUUAACAACUGAAGAUCAAAAAAUGUUAACAGAAACAAUAACAACAAAUGAUACAUCUCAUUCAAUUAUUACAACUACAACAACAACUACUACGACCAAAACUACCAUAGCAAAGGCUACGAAUUCACUUGAAGCUGGAUGUUUAUGUCCAUUUUGUAAUGGAAUCUUUCAAAUGACUUGUCAUCGACCAAUUAGUGAAAUUUCAUGUGGUCAUAUUAUAUGUUAUCAAUGUUUCGUUCUAAAUACAAAUCAAUUUGGCUGUGUACAAUGUAAAAAACCUUCAGAAGAAAAUAAUAGUAAUAUGAAAUUAUCAUCUACUAUCAAUGUAUUAUCUGAUGAUAAAAAUGGCGUACAACAAGUAAUGCCUGAAACAAUUGAAAAUCAAAUUUUGAACGUUUUUCAUCAUGUUUUCAAACUUUCUGAUUUUCGACAUAAUCAAUGGGAAGCACUCAAUGCUGCUCUUCAUCAUCACGAUUGUUUUAUACUUAUGCCAACAGGUGGUGGUAAAUCUUUAUGUUAUCAAUUACCAGCUAUUAUCGAUAGUGGUGUUACAUUUGUCAUUGCACCAUUACGAUCACUUAUAUUUGAUCAAAAACAACGAUUAAAUCUAUUAAAUAUUCCAAGUGCAGCAUUAACAGGAAAUAUAUCUCCAGAAGAAGCGAAUGAAAUUUAUCGUGAUUUAUAUAAAGAUAUACCAGCAUAUAAAAUUGUCUUUAUUACACCAGAAAAAAUUUCUAUGAGUGAUCAAUUAAAUAAUGUUCUUCGUGAUUUAUAUAAUCGACAACUUCUAGCACGAUUUGUUAUUGAUGAAUGUCAUUGUGUUUCUGAAUGGGGUCAUGAUUUUCGUCGUGAUUAUUCACAACUCGGUCAAUUACGUCUGAAUUAUCCUGAAAUAAAUUUAACUUUAUUAACAGCAACGGCAACACCACGUGUACAACAAGAUAUUCUUCAACAAUUAAAUAUAAAUGGAAAUUAUAAAUUAUUUGUUCAAUCAUUUAAUCGAUCAAAUCUUAUUUAUGAAUGUAUACCAAAAGAAAAUACUGAUAUAGCACUUAGUCAAAUAGCUAAUUUAAUUAAAAUAAAUUAUCAAAAUCAAUGUGGUAUUAUUUAUUGUUUUUCACGUGCUGAAUGUGAUCGAACAGCUCAAUAUUUAUUAGCACAUAAUAUUCAUGCACUUUCUUAUCAUGCUGGUUUAAAUGAUGCAUUACGACAAACAAUACAUAUGAGAUGGAUUAACAAUGAAUGCCAAGUUAUUUGUGCUACAGUAGCAUUUGGCAUGGGUAUUGAUAAAAAUAAUGUUCGAUUUGUUAUUCAUUUUUCUAUACCACAAUCAAUCGAGGGUUAUUAUCAAGAAUCAGGUCGAGCUGGACGUGAUGGUGAAAUAGCUAAUUGUCAUCUUUUUUUUUGUUAUGAUGAUUAUAUUCGUAUGAAACGACUUAUAUUAAAUGAUGAUGAAUCAAAAUCAUCUAAACAAACCAAACAAGUUCGAAUAAAUAAUAUCAAUCGUGUUUAUGAUUAUUGUCUUAAUAAUGUAACAUGUCGACGAGCACAACUUUUAGAAUAUUUUGGUGAAAUAUUUUCAUCAUCAGAAUGUAAAGGUACAAUGUCAACUGAAUGCGAUAAUUGUCGACAAGAUUUUAGAACAUCAUCUCUUGAUUGUACACGAAUAUCAAUUGAAAUAUUAAAAUUACUUUCCGAUUUAAAUCAAACAAAUUCAACAUUAUCUUAUAUUAUUGAUAUUUUACGUGGAGUCAAUAAUAAAACUAUUCGAGAUGCUGGUCAUCAUCGAUUACGUGCAUUUAAUUUAUGUCAACAAUUAACUCGACUUGAUGUUGAACGACUUAUAUCUCGUCUUAUCACCGAUGGUUAUGUCAAACAAGAAUUUAUUGAACAACAAUCAUCGAUCACAGCUUAUUUACGUCCAGGUACUAAUGCUAUUCAAUUAACAUCAUUAUCAUCACAACGAUCAGGAAGUACGACAAAAAUUCAUAUAGAAUUAACAAUUCGAAUUGAACAAGUUAAUAAUGAUCAUGAUGAAGAAAUACAAAAUCCGAAACAAAAAUUAAUUGAACAAAUCAAUGAACAAUGUUUUAUUGAAUUAAAAAAAGAAUUAAAAUCGAUUUUUAGUACAUCAUCGUAUUCAAAUAUUAUUUCUGAACAAACAAUUAAAGCUUUAGUUAAAUUAAUGCCUCGAUCAAAAGAAAAAAUGAUUAAAGAUAUAUUUGAAAUAACUGAUGAAUUAUAUAAACAACAUGAUUUUAAUCGUUUAUUACGUAUUUUACAACGUUUUGGUAGUGAACGUGAUGAAAUCAAACGAAAAAAUGUAUCACAAAAUUCAUCAGAUAGUGAAAAUGAAAUAGAUUUUUCUGUUGAUUUUACUGAUCGAACAACACAUAAUAAAAAACGACCAACAGCAUCUAUUAUAACAACAACAAUUACUAAACGAAAACGAGCAAGUGGUGGUAGUAGUUUUUAA